CAUGGCAAUAGUAUUCGCUCUAAAAAGAAAACAUAUUUAUGCAACGGUAUCUGCAGCAAACGCUGAAUCGGCAAUAAAAACUUUCGCACAGCUCAUUGAAGCCAACUGGAGGUAUGAUAUCUCAACCGUUGCAUCGAAUAAUCUGCACAUAAAAAGAUGGAAUAAAAUAACCAUCAUACCCUUAGCCAAAGACUUGAAACUGAUGAAAAAUUACCUGACUACUGAAGCUGAUAAAGCCAAACAAAAAUUAAGUAGUGAAAAUGAAAACAAAUCGGCAUACAAAGUUUUAACUGAAACUGUCUAUUGUAGGGUGUUAUUACUUAAUAGAAAGAGGCCAGGAGAAUUACAGAGACUAUUAAUCGAUUUAUAUAAUCAAUCAUCCAAAAGACAAAAUUAUGAAGAAUUUUCCGAUGCUAUUUCACCUACGGAAAAAAUUUUAAUGAAUCGAUUCAAGAGAAUUGUUAUAAGAGGAAAGAGAAAUCGCGGCGUUCCUGUCCUAUUCAGUACAGAAGUUCAGAAAGACAUCUCAAUAAUGACUGAAAUAAGACACAAAUAUGUCAGAGAGGAAAACAGAUUUUUAUUCGCCCUUCCUGACAGCGAUUCACAUAUCGUGGGUUAUAAGGUUCUGGCGAAAUAUGCAAAAGCCUGUGGGGCAGAAAGACACGAUGCACUUACAUCUACGAGACUAAGGAAGCACCUAGCCACCCUAUCACAGAUAUUCAGCAUGACGGAUUCGGACUUGGAGCAAUUAUCAACAUUUAUGGGACACACUCCUGGAACCCAUAAGAAUUCUUAUAGAUUGCCUGAUGACGUUUACCAAUCAUCUAAAAUUGUGAAAAUUUUGCUCCUCAUGGAACAAGGUACAUCUGCUUCUUUCAAAGGGAAAACUCUUGAUGAAAUCGAAGUUGAUUUGGAACAGAACCUAGAAGAUGAACUAGAACCAGAUGAAGAUGCCAUUCCAAGCGAUGUGAAUGAUGAUAUUAAUAUGGACUACGAAACACUUGAAAGGAGUAGUAGGCAGAUUAACAUUGAAAAAAGAGAAGAAUCUGAGAACGAAAACCAGAAGGAUGAGGUUCUGAAAAGAAAGAAUAAGAGAAAAAACAACAAAAUUCAAAGAACGCCGUGGACAGAGGAACAGAAGAAGGUUGUCAAAGAAUUUUUCCAAACCAAUAUCCGAAAUAAAGUACCACCCAAAAGAAUCGAGUGUGAAAAACUCAUAAGCCAGAAUAAUGAAUUAUUGAAGAACAAGGACUGGCUUAAAAUUAAGGUUUUCAUACAGAAUGUAUAUACCCUUAAAUGUAAGGGUUAAAAUUGAAAAAUUGUAUCAAUUUCAAUAGUUUUUUCUUGAAUAAAGGUUCACGAAUA
Molecule: messenger RNA, 1365 nt
Organism: Harmonia axyridis
Lineage: Eukaryota; Metazoa; Arthropoda; Insecta; Coleoptera; Coccinellidae
Exons: 2
Coding region: 2-1309 (435 amino acids)
Source: RefSeq, a predicted model, not a curated record